This is a messenger RNA of Alternaria atra, 2520 nucleotides long. RefSeq lists its product as uncharacterized. The record is from RefSeq and is a predicted model, not a curated record. The transcript has 6 exons. Lineage: Eukaryota; Fungi; Ascomycota; Dothideomycetes; Pleosporales; Pleosporaceae. Gene Ontology annotation, molecular function: protein binding; single-stranded DNA binding; damaged DNA binding. Gene Ontology annotation, biological process: meiotic mismatch repair; nucleotide-excision repair; mitotic recombination. The coding region runs from base 1 to 2520 and encodes 839 amino acids. Gene Ontology annotation, cellular component: nucleotide-excision repair factor 1 complex; nucleus; ERCC4-ERCC1 complex.
AUGGAUGACAAUAGGCUGCGUGCCGGUGGCUCUGCUUCGGCCGCUCUAGCAAAUGCAGCGAAGACUGCGCGCUCCGAGGCAUCGAAUCCACCCGCGCCGAGCAAUGCGCCCAAGGUCCAGCAGCCGAAACCGCAAGCUUUGCCAUCGCGAUCUGGUCCCAGCUCCAUCCUAGUCUCACCGCGACAAAAAGGCAACCCCAUUCUCAACAGCGUGCGCUCUGUCGCAUGGGAGUAUUCAGAUAUUCCAGCCGACUAUGUCGUUGGCGCCACAACAUGUGCUCUCUUCCUGUCACUCAAGUACCACCGCCUGCACCCAGAAUACAUCUACAACCGUAUCCGGGAUUUGAAGGGCCAGUAUAGUCUUCGCAUCCUUCUUACCAUGGUCGACAUUGAAAACCACGAAGAUCCACUGAGAGAGCUGUCCAAGACGUCAUUGGUCAAUAACGUCACAGUCAUGCUUUGCUGGAGCGCACAGGAGGCCGGUCGCUACUUGGAACUCUUCAAGACAUUCGAAAACGCAGCGCCGACCGGCAUUCGCGCUCAGCAAGCAGGGACCUAUUCGGAGAAGAUGGUCGAAUUCAUUACUGUACCACGUAGUAUAAACAAGACGGAUGCAGUGGGCUUAGUGUCCAACUUUGGUAGCAUCCGCACUGCAAUCAACGCUGGGCCUGAGGAAAUCGGUCUGAUAGCAGGGUGGGGUGACAAGAAGGUUCAGCGAUGGUGCAACGCCGUCAGGGAGCCCUUCAGAGUCAAGAAGGCCGCGAGGCGAGGUGUUGGUCAGGACAGCAAUCGAGCGACUAUGUCACACGACAUCUCCAUGGCAGAAGGUGAGGAGCAGAUGCCAACAACAGCGGAUGCUGAUGACACAGCACACCACAGAGUGGACGACGCUGGUCCUCUUGCAAUAGAGCUGGCGAGAUCCGCUCCUUUUGCAGCUUUGGGGUCGGAUGCAGACCAACGUCCUGAUCAUCGACUUGCUGAGGACCUCAAUCAAGACGAUGAAGAGGCAAUGCGCGAGGCAGAACUGGGUCGUGUCUCGGAGGGCAGUGAGGCUCACCCAACUGCUCCAAAACCAGGAAAGAGAAAGCAAGUAGAAGAGGAGAAUAUGAGCGAAGGCGUCAUGGCCGCGCUCAGCAAGCUAAGGAAACACAUUUCAAAGAUUCGGAACCACCAAAAGAUGGGCUCUUUCACGCUACUACCAGCUGAACUCCAAAUCGAAAUAUUCGACUAUCUCCAAGCUACUGACGUCAAGGCCGCGAGAGCUGUCAGUAGAACGUUUCGAAACAACGCUACGCCGGCGCUGUUCCGUAGCAUUGUAGCUUGUGCAAGAUACCAAGCGCUGGGCGCCUUCCAGAACGUCUCCCUACACCCCAUAUAUUCAGAUUACGUCAGAGAGAUCGUUUUUGAUGGGACACUCUACGACGGGCUGCUCGCGAGAGACAGUCGCCUUUACUCUCGAACCGAGAACGCUACCGGUAGAUUUCCGUCGGAGUUCUUCUUCGCAAUGCGACCCAGAUGGAAACGAUACCAGGAUCUAUACGAGGCGCAAGAAAGCAUGAAAGUUGAUGGUGUUCUCUUGCACUCGAUUGAACGGGGCCUUGGAAACAUGCAGAACAUCUCAUCAAUUGUGUACUCGCCGCAUGAACACACCAUACCAAUAGAACGCAAGAUAACACGUGAUUUGCUACCAAGAGGAGCGCCUCCUGGUGGACUCGGCGACAAUCGUACCACCGAUUCAGAUCAUCCCUUCCGCCAACUCAUCGGUGCCAUCUUCAUGUCUGGUUAUACGGGUAUUCGACAACUUACGAUAGAAGCACCUCGCGAAGGACAUUCAUGCACCGAACUCUCCUUAGACGUGUUUGCGUUUCCAGAACCAAAUGAUCUAUACGCUGGAAGCCACCUAUUUCAACACUUGGUCAGACUGAACUUCAACUUGUCCAUUCUUAACGUCCAGCAUGAGAAUUCACACUCUAUGACCGUCAUCGAUUCACCUACACAGCAGCUCGAAAACCUAGCCAAAGUCCUCAAGGUAUCGCAAGACCUGCAACAUUUCUCCUUUGGAAUAUUGAACUGGCAGUAUCUUGAUCAACCCAUGUGGGACGGCGGAUCUAUCCCAGAAGGACGCUCUAUCGUUGACUUCAUUGGUCUUGGAGCAACAUGGCCUAAGCUUCGUACGUUGAGACUUGAAGGACUCUAUGCUAGAGAGAGAGAUCUAUGCGAAGUGAUCACUCGGCACAAGGACACCCUCAGAUCUCUUACCUUCGCCAAAUCCACUCUUUGCAUAGGCUUGUGGAUCGAAGUGGUGAACGAGGUCACUUUCAACACGUCUAUGAUCACUACGUUCGUGUUGGACAAAGUCAACGAGGACGUCGGCGCGUGGUCUGCAAGAGCCGAUACUAAAACGAAACGGAUGUUAGGUUAUGAAGGUCACCUUGUUGUGGCGAAGGAUGGCGAGCGCGAAUUUGUCGAUACUAACCCGGACAAACCCUCUGUAAAUAACGUGCGGCGUCAUGUGCACUAG